Molecule: messenger RNA, 2543 nt
Organism: Uranotaenia lowii
Lineage: Eukaryota; Metazoa; Arthropoda; Insecta; Diptera; Culicidae
Product: sorting nexin-14-like
Exons: 7
Coding region: 226-2451 (741 amino acids)
Biological process (GO): autophagosome maturation
Cellular component (GO): late endosome
Molecular function (GO): phosphatidylinositol binding
Source: RefSeq, a predicted model, not a curated record
UGUAAACAAAGGGUUUUCGGUCAGAAUUUUUCUUCAAAAUUAUUCUAUUUAGUGCGGAAAACAGUGUAAAGGUUGAAUUUGAUCAUUAAUUCCGUGCUAUGCUAUUGCGGUUAGCUACCGUUUAUCGAUGCAUUAAAAAGGGAUAACAAUCCUUAGUGGUGAAAACAGUACUUAUCGGGAAAACAUUCCGCCCUAGAAAAACAAAAUACAAGGGCAGCUUCUAAUAUGUUUCUGUACCACAUCAAGGAAGUGCUGCUGAAGUUCUAUCAGGAUGAUGUGGCUCGUAUCGUAGCCCUGGUAGUUUUUAUUCUGUCCAUAGUGAUUGGCUUUUACGUGAGCUCAAUUUUAGGUUUGACAAUUUUGUUAUUCUUCAUUAAUGGCUGUGCAGCAGCAGUUUUUACAUUGAAUCAUAAGGAUUCGGUUGGCCACUACCUUCAAAAGGUUAAAGAUUUCCUAGGAUACAAGGAUUAUAAUCAUCGUGGCAGUCUGGAAUGUGACGUCUGUGGUAACGAGAAGUGUCCUCGACACAACCAGAAAACUUUAAUCCACGAACCAUGGAAGGGAUUUUACAUCGAUCCGUCCCUGGACGAUGCAACGGAUAAAUUUUUCUCCCACAUCCUCAACACCUUUAUCCGCAGCUGGUAUCUGCAGGUAACACCCGACGAAGAGUUCCUGUUGAACAUAAAAAGCAAUCUACGGGAUGGACUCUGCCGUUUGCUUAUCCGAGCCAAAGAAUUGGACGCUCCAACUAUCAUUACUACCCGGCUACUACCGACUUUCUUCAUCCACUACGAAAUCAUCGCCAAGAUGUUGCUCGUAGAUCGAGUUCCAAUGGAUCGGUUAGCCAAAACUUUCCUCAUCGACGAGUACCCAAUUCAUCCUGCUGUACUCAACCGACAGGCAGAGCUCACCUACCUUCGUGGGGUAGCUAAAGUUCUCAUUCCCCGACUUUUCAUCCAGGACAACUUAAAAUGCAAAAUUUUCUCCAACCUUAUCAAAGAACUGUUCACCUUCUGGGUUUUACUUCCACUGAUGGACGUUAUUUCGGAUCCAAACUUGAUCAACCUCCUGGUGAUUGCGGCCACCGAUAAAAAAUCCAAAGAUUCUAGCGCGUUCAAAGCCAAAUUGGCCACCACCCAUCAGAAGGUUGAGAUUUUGCGUGAUUUCAUCGAGCGCAGUCGUGAGAAAGUCGAAUUUGGUGAGGAACCUGUAAGCUCUUCACUUUCAACUGGAGAUGAAUGUUUUCUGAAAGACCAAAACAAGUUGUACUAUUUUAUGACAUUUUUGAUAAAGGAAGGUGCUGUGGAACUUUUACGUUUCUACUUAGAUGUUGAUAUUCUCAACAAGGAGCUGGAAGAUCCGCACAUUACCACUGAUCCGACCAAGCUCAGUUCGUUGCACCAGCAGUCAGAAAAGCUGCUGCAAUUGUACCACAGCAUGACCCGAGCCGAUCCGGAUGCCGUUGUGGUGGGAUCGCUGAGCGAAGCCCACGAGCGUGUCAAACAACGGUUGGAGGAAAAGUGGCGUAAACAUUUUGCCAAAACGUCCGAAUACUUCGAGCUGGUCUACGGGACCCGGGAGAUUAAAGAAGGUUCCGAUAAGAGAUCAACCGAUGGGACCGGGUCCGGGAUGAAGUUGAGUUCGAAGUUCAAGGAAGUGAUCCGAGGUGCUGUCGAUGGAGCCCCGAUUGAAGCGACGGAAGCACCGACCGUUUGGGAUGCGUUAAACGAUGCCCAAUCGAUACCCAGCAACAAUAUCUACAGCUCGGUUACGCAGAAGUUGCGUAAGGAGAAGGGUCAGAGUUUGGACGCAUUUAUGGUCACCUUUAUGCAUUCCAUCGAGCAGAGCCCGGACAUCGGCGAGGACGUCAUUCAGCUGAAGGAUUCCAAGGUGAAAAAGAAGUACAAGAUACCGGGCCAGAGUGUUGUCUUUGGGGAUCUGUUCGAGCAGAAGAAAGCUUCCAAAAACACCCACACCACCACCUUGCUUUCCCAUAGCGUCCGUGGGCCGUCGCAGUGCUUAAUCUACAUUUUGGUAAAAAUCUUCAACGCCCCCUUGCUGAUCGUCCGGCUGGCGUUGGCUUUCUGCUGCGUGUCCUGUCGAACGGUGGACACAUUGAUCCACACGGCCAUCGCCAGGCUGCUGCGAGCUGGUCUCAAGGAAACCCGACUGGCCGUGCUCAUAAACCUGCUGAGGGAGGUGAUUUUCCUGAAAAAGCUGCCGGAACCGACCCCGGCCGAGCUGCUCCGUCGUCAGCAGGAUGCCCGGAAGCGGCUGGAAGAUUUGCGCGUCGGUCUCGGCAACGUGGUGGAUGUGCUGCAGUCGCCGGUGUUGAACAAACAUCUGAUGUACUGUUUGUUCGACAUUAUCCUCGGCGAAAUGUAUCCGGAAUUUGAGUGUCCUCCCACCUCAACAGCCUCGGUCACGGCCACGCCAAUGGGGCGGGAUUAAAUGGUAGGGAGGUAGGUAAGUAGCAUCAGGAAACUGGAAAAGGCUGACUGGCUAAAUAAACAUCGUCUAGAUGGCUCUCUCUUCGAAGCAAA